This is a messenger RNA of Symbiodinium necroappetens, 1185 nucleotides long. NCBI's taxonomy places the organism in Eukaryota, Dinophyceae, Suessiales, Symbiodiniaceae. The record is from the annotation of a GenBank genome assembly.
AUGGUACUGGCGACUCCUGCCCCCAGAAUCCGCAAGCUGAGCCAGCAGGCAGCAGUGAAGUUGCGUGCAGACAUCCAGGUGCCUUGCCCUGGACGCAUAGCAGAGGAGCUGCUGAUCGGCUCCCUGGAUGCGGGCGCCACGGCAGUUGAGGUCGAGCUCCAGGAGUCCUCCGUGGGUGCUGUGCUGACCGUACGAGAUGACGGUGCUGGACGUGACAUGGAGGCGCUUGGGGCAGAGGCGCUUGGUGGCGGGAAGCCCGUGACCUCCCUGACCGCGGUCUGCGCCCGCUGCGGGCGCGUGGUCGUGCGCUCCAAGGUCCCGGGACAAGGGACCGUGUGCAAGAUCUUCGAGCAGGGGAAGGUGACCUAUCUUGGCCCCUCCGAUGUCCCGCAUGGAGGUCCAGGCAGCACCAUCCGGGUGGAGGGCCUUGGCAGGCUGAUGCGGGAAGUUGAGGUCUCAUCGCUUCGCCAUCGCUUGGAGCGACAGGUCUUGAUUCGACCGCGGGUGUCGCUGCGGCUCCGCUUCCUUGGCCAAGAGGCACACUGCUUGGACCUGGUCGCGGAGCAGGCCGCAGCAAGACUAGAGCAUGUGCUUGGAUGCGGCUGCACUCGUGGCCUUCACAGGGUGCAGUGGUCCUCUGACGCCUGCGCUCUAGAAGGCGUCGUGUCGAGGCUGGAAGAUGCUCAGAGCACCGACAACUUCAUGUACCUCUAUGUAAAUGGCCACUACGUCGAGCCGACUCCAAUACACGAGUCCAUCGUGCGACUCUUCGCGGCCGCAAGUCUCCAUGCACAAGAAGGCACUGGCCAGGGCCCCGACUCGGUGAGCGCCGUGGCAGCUGGAGGAGUCUGGCCGCUCUUCGUCCUGAACUUUCAGUGCCCGGAAGACUGGUUCGAUGUCGCUUUGGCUGGGUCUGUCAUCCAGUUCAGCAAUUGGAGGCAACCGAUCCGCUUCAUUCAGAUGUGCCUCCGCAAGGUCUGGCUUAGGGAGCGCGGAGAGGAGGCGCCGGACCCUGCACAGAGGGCACCAGCGAGCCUCCAAAAGCAUCGGAAGGCAACUGCAAAGAGGACAAGGUGUUGCGAUGCUGUUAACAUCGUGCCGCUGCUCGCCCAGAGGAUAGCAGUUGCACGCGGGCCGGCUGCACCGUGCCAGACGACGUCACCUGACGGCACGGCUCGCCCCUAA